This is a messenger RNA of Salvia splendens (bonfire salvia), 2090 nucleotides long. Its product is annotated as NAC domain-containing protein 75. The transcript is spliced from 8 exons. Gene Ontology annotation, cellular component: nucleus. Gene Ontology annotation, biological process: regulation of DNA-templated transcription. Bases 310 to 1650 code for a protein of 446 amino acids. The record is from RefSeq and is a predicted model, not a curated record. Gene Ontology annotation, molecular function: DNA-binding transcription factor activity; transcription cis-regulatory region binding. NCBI's taxonomy places the organism in Eukaryota, Viridiplantae, Streptophyta, Magnoliopsida, Lamiales, Lamiaceae.
UACACACCCUUAGACAGGGAUGACCUUUAUUUACUAUCAGAAUCCAAACCCCAAACUCUAUCUCUCUCUCUCUCUCUCCCACACAAAUACACACAGAAACAGAAACUGGGUACAAGCAGGUGAGCUUAAAUUAGCAAAAGAGGGAGAGAGAGUUAAAGGCAGUAUAUAGGGCGCGCCUUUUCCUUUAUCCCUUCAGUUAAAGUUGACGGGAAUUCUGGUGUUAUUUCCAUGGUUAAAGCAGGUUGGUGUCAUCGGCAGAAUAGUGGGAAAAUAUACUCAAAAAAGGAUAAGGAUUUGUUUGGUUGAGCGAUGAAUAAGAAUAGUCAGCUGGGAUCCGUGAGCAGCUCUGAUCUCAUCGAUGCAAAGCUGGAGGAGCAUCAAUUGUGCGGAUCUAAACAGUGCCCCGGCUGCGGUCACAAGCUCGAAGCCAAGCCGGAUUGGGUGGGCCUACCCGCCGGAGUGAAGUUCGACCCGACUGACCAGGAGCUUAUCGAGCAUCUCGAAGCCCAAGUCGAAGGCAAGGACUCCAAAUCCCACCCCUUGAUCGAUGAGUUCAUCCCCACCAUCGAAGGCGAAGAUGGGAUUUGCUACACUCACCCUGAGAAACUUCCUGGAGUGACAAGAGACGGAUUGAGUAGGCACUUUUUCCACCGGCCGUCGAAGGCGUACACCACCGGCACGAGGAAGCGUCGGAAGAUCCAGAUGGAAUGCGACUUGCAAGGCGGCGAGACGCGGUGGCACAAGACAGGCAAGACGCGCCCGGUCAUGGCUAACGGCAAGCAGAAAGGCUGCAAGAAGAUCUUGGUCUUGUACACUAAUUUCGGCAAAAACCGGAAGCCGGAGAAGACGAAUUGGGUGAUGCAUCAGUAUCAUUUAGGGCAGCACGAGGAGGAGAAGGAAGGAGAGCUCGUCGUCUCCAAGAUUUUCUAUCAGACUCAGCCGCGCCAGUGCAACUGGACGGAGAGAGGAGGCGCCGCCGCCGGAGAUGUCUUGAGAGAGAGUGGGAGUGGGAGCUGCUCCUCUUCUAAAGAAAUGAUCCCUCAAAGAGAUGAUUUCUCAGCCACCGCCGCCGCCGCCGCCGCUUCAGUCCUGACUUAUACCGGCAUUGAUAUUCAUCAGCUCAAAGCCGAUAACUUCGGAUAUCUCCCUUACAGAAAAUCAUUUGAUGAGCAGGCUGGGAGCAUAGGAGGAGAGGCUUCAAUUGCAAGGGAAGGAGCAGGCACGUGCGAAGAGCGUGACAUGGGACAGCAUCACGUGACCCAUGAGCCGCACCAUCACGUGACUACCCAUCACCAGAUUGCCGCCGCUGCCGCCACCGCGUUUCACAUAAGCCGGCCGUCGCACUCCAUCGCCACCAUCAUCUCCCCUCCGCCGCUACACCACACCUCCAUUAUUCUCGAUCAAGAUCACCCCUUUCAUGUCCCCAGAAUCAUGCUCCCCAAUGAAAAUUACCAGCAACAACAACAUCAGCAGCAGCAACAACAUCAUAAAAUUGGGGGAAGGUCUGCAUCUGGAUUGGAGGAACUCAUCAUGGGAUGCACCUCAACUGACAUGAAAGAAGAGUCAUCAAUGGCGAACCAACAAGAAGCAGAAUGGUUGAAGUACUCGACAUUCUGGCCCGAACCGGACAACCCGGAUCAUCAUGGAUAGAAACAAACACCCAUAAAUCAUUACCAUAAUCAUUACUUGGCUGAACUAACUGUUCAACAAAAAACACAUGUUGCAAAAGCAAGAAAAAGAAACAAAAAUAAAGGAACCAAGAAAAAGCCGCCUCUCUUCUGACAAACACAACACAACACAACACAACACAAAGAGAAGAUAGAAAGAGAGAGUGAUAGAAGCAAGGAAAGAAAACCCCCAUAUCCAAAGCGAUAAAUUCUUGCUGCAUCAAAAUCAUCACCAUCAUCAUCAUUACAUUACUAUACCGUCUUUAUAUAUGUUUAUUCCUUGUUAUUAUUAUUUUUUCAUUUUUAAGUUAAAUUUUUUUGGUACUACAAUUUUUGUCAAUUGUGUUACACCAAAGAAUUAUAGAUACUAAAGAACACAAUAUUGCAAAUGGAAACUGUGUUUAUAGUUUUUUUAGUAACUAA